Glycine soja is the source of this 2067-nucleotide messenger RNA. Its product is annotated as probable amino acid permease 7. Gene Ontology annotation, cellular component: plasma membrane. The transcript is spliced from 8 exons. Bases 406 to 1791 code for a protein of 461 amino acids. The record is from RefSeq and is a predicted model, not a curated record. Lineage: Eukaryota; Viridiplantae; Streptophyta; Magnoliopsida; Fabales; Fabaceae.
UUUUUCCAGAAAUUAACAAAAGGUCCAUGUGCCAGGACCAGGACCAACCUGCUUUAUAGGCCACAAUUUCUGACAAAUUUUGCUUCAUCUAUAGUAGAAAAUUUUACAGAAAAAUAUACAAAACAAGGUGCCAAUAAUUUCUAGGGCGGUCCAAAUUGGCAUAUAAUGAGCUUGCAUAGUAGUUAGCCAUAGCAUAGAGACAUGGUCCUAAAGUCUGGCCUGAGAUGAAUAUAAAAUGGACUAAUCUUCUUCUGGCUUGUUUUCUUCAGAAUCAUGGGGGUUACACAGAGUUACAAAUUGCUGCAAAUGGAAUAACUUGUUUUCUUCAGUGGCUUCUCUCUACCUCUCACCUGAAAUCAACUUGUAAUCUUCAUGAGCUUGCAUUGAAUUGAUACUUUGAUAAAGAUGGAUGGGAAAAACUCUCUACAAAUAACUAGAAGUGGUACUGGUGCUUAUGAUGAUGAUGGACAUGCCAAAAGGACUGGGAAUUUGCAGAGUGCUGUAGCUCAUAUCAUUACUGCUGUUAUUGGUUCUGGUGUUCUCUCUCUUGCAUGGAGCACUUCUCAGUUAGGAUGGAUUGGAGGGCCAGUUGCAUUGCUUUGUUGUGCAAUUGUUACCUAUAUUUCUUCAUUCCUCCUGUCUGAUUGCUACAGAACUCCUGAUCCUGUCACUGGGAAAAGAAACUACUCUUACAUGGAUGCUGUUAGAGUUUAUCUUGGUUAUAAAAGGACAUGUGUAGCUGGCUUCCUUCAAUUUUUGACUUUGUAUGGUACUAGUAUUGCUUAUGUACUAACCACAGCAACUAGUCUGAGUGCAAUUCUGAGAUCAAAUUGUUAUCACAAGAAAGGGCAUGAAGCUCCUUGUAAAUAUGGUGGCAAUCUGUAUAUGGCACUGUUUGGACUUGUUCAGAUUGUAAUGUCAUUCAUACCGGAUCUCCAUAACAUGGCAUGGGUUUCAGUUGUUGCGGCACUUAUGUCCUUUACAUACUCAUUCAUUGGACUAGGACUUGGCAUAGCAACGGUCAUAAAAAAUGGAAGAAUUAUGGGAAGCUUGACAGGAAUACCAACUGAUAAAAUUGCUGACAAAUUUUGGUUAGUCUUCCAAGCACUUGGUGACAUUGCCUUUGCCUAUCCAUACUCCAUUCUCCUUCUUGAGAUCCAGGACACUCUAGAGUCUCCUCCACCAGAAAAUCAAACCAUGAAAAAGGCCUCCAUGGUUGCAAUCUUCAUUACAACAUUCUUCUACCUGUGCUGUGGAUGCUUUGGAUAUGCAGCUUUUGGAAAUGAUACACCAGGAAACCUCUUGACAGGGUUUGGCUUUUUUGAGCCUUUCUGGCUCAUUGACCUUGCUAAUGCUUGCAUCAUUCUUCACCUGGUGGGAGGAUAUCAGAUUUACAGUCAACCAAUAUACAGUACUGUUGAUAGAUGGGCUUCAAGAAAAUUCCCCAACAGUGGCUUUGUGAAUAAUUUCUACAAAGUGAAACUGCCUUUGCUUCCAGGUUUUCAGCUAAAUCUUUUCAGGUUCUGUUUUAGAACAACCUAUGUGAUCUCAACCACUGGUCUUGCAAUCUUUUUUCCUUACUUCAACCAAAUCCUAGGAGUGUUAGGAGCCAUAAACUUCUGGCCAUUGGCUAUAUACUUCCCAGUAGAGAUGUACUUUGUACAGAACAAAAUUGCAGCUUGGAGUAGCAAAUGGAUUGUUCUUAGAACAUUCAGCUUUGCUUGCUUUCUUGUCACUGGAAUGGGCUUGGUUGGCUCACUUGAAGGAAUAGUAAGUGCCAAAUUAAAGUAGCUGAAAGAUUUAUGCCACUCCCCUUAGUAAUGCUUACUAUAUUUGAGUUUGUAGCUAGAUUGAUGGUUGUAUAAUGUUUCAUGUAAAAAAGUUUAAAGUUGAUGCUAAGAUUGUUGAGAGUUAGAUAGGGAGUAAGCAAUUGUGGGGGAUUUCUGAAAGUGAAUAAAGUGGUACUGUAGUCUUUGGAAUAAUACAAGUUUUGUUUUAUGCAGAACUCACCUCAAAGGAGAGAGUUCAAACGAAUUUGUAGUUUGAUAUUGAUGUUAUUGUGCUGUA